UUGCAUUUAGUUGAACGGAGUUUCAAAUGUUUAUCAUUUUGCCGUGUAAAUGUCAUCCUUCUUUCCUUAGUUGUCCGUAGCGCAAAGCUUUGUCGUAAGCUUGACUUGAAUGUCAGUUCAAUUGAUUCUACUGAAAAUGGAGGACUUGUGGUCAGUCAGAUGGCGAAAGGACCUGAUGAACAAGAGGCGAGGUCUCUAAUUGAUUCAAUAGGAGGUUGGACCGUAGAAAAUGUGGUCCACAUGAAUCUUAGAUCCGUCGGAUUCAACAGUGGCCAAUUUUUCACUAAAGGCGUUUGGCAGGAACUCACUCAGGUUGUGGAGGACCACUUCCAACCGCUGGCUAAUAAGUCCAGCCGAUAUCAAGUUAGUCGACCAAUCACCGCCGUCUUUAUUAAUUGGCGUCGGCUGACUGUUAAUCAGCUUAUUGAGAUGCAAAAGGCCUGGAAAUGCCCAGUCUACGAUCGGUAUAUGCUGGUGGUGCACCUGUUCCUCCUUCGAGCCCGUUCUCGUGAGGCCAAAGCUCAAGCACAACUGGCCGAGCUCGGCGUCAUUCGCAGUCGCCUACUGGCGGCGACCGCCGCCUCAACCUUGAGCCAACCAAAGUCACGCAGCAUCGACCAUCUUCACCGUGUCCUCGACGACCAGGAACGCAAAUUGAGUGCCAUAUUGGUGGAGGAAGAAAAACGAAAAGAACUCGGCAGAAAAAGACGCCGUGAAAAAACAACAAAUCGACUCCCUACGGUUGCAGUCAUUGGGUAUACAAACGCCGGAAAGACUAGUCUAAUCCGGCACCUUACGAGAUCCGCGGGGAUGGUCGUCUCACCAAGAGUCUUUGCCACCCUCGAUGUGACUCAUCAUGCAGCCAGACUCCCACCACCCAAAACCUCCGAUAGCUCCGGGGUCCCUGGUCUCCGUCUGCUCAUGGUCGACACUAUCGGUUUCAUGGCUGAUCUCCCACAAAAUCUGAUUGCCGCCUUUAAGGCAACUCUUUCUGAAUGUCUUGAUGCGGAAAUAAUUCUUCACGUGAUUGAUUCGAGUCAGCCUGGCUGGCCUGCUUUUGCAGCUUAUAUUGAGCGCGUGCUUCAGGAAUCUGGUGUUCAGGCUCGACGUCUGGCAGAUUUGUCCAUCGACACAAAAGGAGCAACUGAUCUGGGCGAGCGGGACUCCAGCUCUCCUGUUCUCAUUCGUGUUGGCAAUAAGGCGGAUCUUGGCACACACAUCGACUCCUCCGUGCAUACCAAGUUGCAGCUAGAUGUGGAGGUUUCCUGUGUCAACAAUACCGGGAUCGCUGAGUUGCGCAACCUCAUUGAGUUCGCUCUCGUCUCUGGCCUCGGGUGGUCGAAGAGGAAACUCCGCAUGAAACAGGGAAGCCGAGCCCUCAGGUCCUUUGAUUUCAGCUGGCUUUACGCAAACGCAAUGGUGUUGCAGGUGUCAAGUUGUCCCGAAGACCCUGAGAAGCUCUUGUGCGAAGUACUCUUCAACGACACAAUCUGGUCCCUCUUCAAAUCCAAAUUCGUUGCUUCGUGUCGAAACAAUUUUACACAUUGCACCUAA
Mesocestoides corti is the source of this 1554-nucleotide messenger RNA. The record is from the annotation of a GenBank genome assembly. Lineage: Eukaryota; Metazoa; Platyhelminthes; Cestoda; Cyclophyllidea; Mesocestoididae.